This is a messenger RNA of Diachasmimorpha longicaudata, 3957 nucleotides long. It is a transcript of the gene Lkb1, whose product is annotated as serine/threonine-protein kinase STK11. Lineage: Eukaryota; Metazoa; Arthropoda; Insecta; Hymenoptera; Braconidae. The transcript is spliced from 6 exons. The coding region runs from base 291 to 1562 and encodes 423 amino acids. Gene Ontology annotation, cellular component: cytoplasm. Gene Ontology annotation, biological process: establishment of cell polarity; intracellular signal transduction; glucose homeostasis. Gene Ontology annotation, molecular function: protein kinase activator activity; ATP binding; protein serine/threonine kinase activity. The record is from RefSeq and is a predicted model, not a curated record.
CUAGCAGUGGGGUGGGGUCGACUGGCACCCCAGAUCUGAUCCUCUACCAGCAGUCUAUCCUUUUUGUCUCUUUGGGGUGUCCUUUCCGUUAGAAUUGUGAGAACACCUUAACGGAGGGGGGAAAAAAUAAAAAAAAAAGAGGGGCCACAGCCCUGCCUCCUAGUGCGAUAAUUUCAAGAAUGGUGGUGCCGGUUACGUUUUUUAGGUUAACUAAAUCAUCAAUAAAUUUAUUUUUGUUAUUUACACAUGAAUCUAGGGGGUAGUUUAGUGGUUAAAUUUAUAUUCCAAAAAUGGACAAUAGGAUAACACUAUGUGAUCCAGACGACGAUGAGAUUGAUAAUAUAUUCGGUGAUGUUGAGCCUGUAACGUGGUUGAACGAUGAUCCUGAUUUGGAGGAUAUAAACACGUUCUUUCAUCGAGUUGAUUCUGAUCAGAUUAUUUAUGAGGAGAAGAAGAAGAGGUGUAAAUUAAUUGGUAAAUAUGUUAUGGGAGAUUUGCUCGGAGAGGGGAGUUAUGGAAAGGUCAAGGAGAUGUUGGACUCCGAGACACUCUUCAGGAGGGCUGUCAAGAUAUUAAAGAAGAAAAAGCUGAGGAGAAUACCCAACGGCGAGCAGAAUGUCAAAAGGGAAAUAAAGUUACUCAAGAGAUUGAAACAUAAAAAUGUUGUUGAACUUGUCGAUGUUUUGUACAAUGCUGAAAAGGAGAAGAUGUAUUUAGUUAUGGAGUUUUGCAUUGGUGGACUGCAGGACAUGUUGGAGAGUGCACCAAGCAAGAGGUUCCCUAUCUGGCAGGCCCAUAGUUAUUUCACCCAACUCGUUGACGGACUCGAGUAUCUCCACAGCCAGGGAAUUAUCCACAAAGACAUUAAGCCAGGAAAUUUGCUGCUGACACCCGGCGGAACCCUGAAAAUCAGUGAUUUUGGCGUUGCUGAGGCGUUAGAUCCCUUCGCUAUUGAUGACACGUGCACAAUGGGACAAGGGUCUCCUGCAUUUCAACCCCCGGAGAUUGCGAAUGGCUGUGAAACAUUUGCUGGGUUCAAAGUGGAUAUUUGGAGCAGUGGAGUUACUCUAUACAAUAUAACGACUGGAUUGUAUCCAUUCGAGGGAGACAACAUUUACAAAUUAUACGAAAACAUCGGUAAAGGAGAAUACACUAUACCAGACGAAGUUGAGCACGAGUUGGCGUCCCUGUUGAUGGGGAUGCUGCAGAAGGAGCCAGAAAAGAGAUUUACGAUACAGGAAAUCAGGCAUCACCCGUGGACGAUUUGUCGGUUCGAGAGAACCAAUGAGGAAGUUGCUGUGCCACCUCCCAAGGGCAGUACCUGCCACAGAAUGACUGUUCUGCCUUAUCUCAUGGAAUAUUAUUAUGGGGACGAUCAAGAUCCCAUGUAUUAUACAGAGAGGCAACUCAAUGAAGAAAGGAGACUCCGCGACUUGGACAAAGCCAAUAGCGAUCAAAAGAGCAACUCCAGCAAAACAAAUUCCCACAAUCCAAAAAAACGAUGGCGCAAGUCGAUCUCUUGUAUUAGCGUUAAAAAAUUCACAUCCUGCAAGCCCUCGUGAUUCACCAUCUUUUAUUUGUCAUUAAAAAAAUCCACACUCUAUCAAAAUUGAUGGAAAAAACCUGUAAAAAUACCAAGAAUAUCUUGAGUUGAGAAAAGUGCUGAAUACAGUGGCAUAAAGUGGAAGGGUAAACGUUUAUAUCCAGACAUUUUCAUUUGCUCCCCAAUUUUAACGAAUGUAUUGAGCAUAAAUUUGUUGUGAUAUUAAUAUUAAUUACUUCGGAUAAGUGGAGCUGAGAAAAUCGUCAAUAACAAUUCAAUCUGAAUUGCUGAAGAUGUUAAUGGUUAUGUCAUCAUACUGUGCCAUAAGAACUGAAACGUAUUUUUCCCAAUCUGCCAAAAAUAAUUUUGCAUUAAUAAAAUUUUCGUAGUAUAUUUUUUACUUGAAACAUUUUAAAUUUCUCGUAUCCAGCACUUUUCCAUUUAUUUUUUUAACGUGAUGAAAAAAAAACACAAAAUAAUACAGAUAUUUUAUUUUCUCCUCGAGUUAUUGAAUUGUUGAGACGUUAUUAGAGUUCUAUUGAAUGUUUCCACGUGAAUUUAAGGGGGAAAAAAAUGAUCGACGAGGGAGACAAAAAUACCGAAAAAAAUAGUCGUGUGUGAGAGUGUAUAUGUGAAUGCGUGAAACCCAGUGAUUGCAUUUGGAUAUUUCGCUAAUUAAUACUGCGUCGUGAGAAUAAUAAAAAGGGUGAGAGUUACCCUGAUGAAUAAUUGUGUGAUCACAACUGGAUAAAUGAAUGAUGAAAACACAAAGUAUUUCUUAGGCCUUCAAAGUACCUUACUUUGCACACAAAUGCCGUGCAUUAUUGUAUUAAAAUUAUGUACAUAUCUCAUUUGUUCCCUUGAAUUAUUUUCAAGGCUGAGCAUUUAAUUAAUAAUCGCCUACAUAUUUAUUAUAAAAAUCUUUCUUCAUUCGAUCAGUGAUGCAGAGCCACUGCAUUGUCUAUUUGUAACGAGUAGGGGUGGUGAACAGCCAAAAAGAAUAAUUAAAAAGUGUAAAUAGAUUUUUUUCUUUCCUGCGUUUAACGACAGAACACAUGAAUUCAAAUGAUGGGAGAUUUUAGAGAAUUCUAAAAGUGCCAUGAGCUUGCCUUUAGCUUUUUUUUAGCAUUCGUGGAACGUUGAACUCAUGGAAAAUAAUGCUGCUAGAGAAUACAAUUUUUUGUUUGUAAUUAAAUUCAAGGAUGAAGUAAUGAAACGUGAUGACUCGAUUCUUACGAAUUUAUGAUGUAUUUUGUUGAAAAUUCCACUUGUUUUAGGCAUUUUUAAACAGAUAUUUCAUGGGAAAAAAUCUCUACAUUCUGACCAAUCGAGAGGAAUUUAUCUGCAAAACUUUAUGAAUUUUUUUCGCUCAGAUAUACUUGGCUUCAACUGCUCAAAAUUCAUGCCUAAGAUGUUUUAAAUUGUAAUUCGCAACUAUUGAUUUUUUCUGUGAAAAUGUUCUAUUGAGAAAUGCAGAGCAUCAUUUUCUGAUUUCUACCAAAAAACAUGGGAAACACCAGCAAAAUUUUAAGAAUAAUUCUACCAACUUUUGCAAUCGGUUCUUUAACGAGAGAAAGAUCAAUAAAAAUGAAUGAAUCCACGAAUUCAUUACAUUAAUUAUUUAUAUAGUAAUGGGUACUACAAUAAGACAAAGUUUUCAUUGUAUCGCGAAUCAUUGCGUUUCGAAUCUUCUCCAAAUAAUUUUGAAAAUUGAAAAAAAACACGUUGUCAGUGUUCAAAUCGAUAAACCGUGUUCACGUUAUCAACUACUGUUUAUAGUCAACGAAAGAUUUUUCGUAUUACCAAUGUGCCGGCCAGGAGGACUUUGAAAAUGAAUUUUGUUGUUUCGAAUAAAUCGAAGAAUCCCAAAUAACUGAUGAACAUUGUAUAUAGGACAAGCCUGUUGACAUUAAAGUACAAAUUAAGAGGAUGAUUGACAAUUUGACUCUGAUCUGUGUGGGCCUGCAUAAUUCCACGCACGAAAAAAUUACGUAAAAAAUUCUAUUGAAUUUAUAAUUUUUAUUCAAAAUUCUAUUCAAUUUUUAUAGAAAAUUCGAUUGAAUUUUUAUAGAAAAUUCUAAUGGAAAUUGGACUAAAUAUUCUAGCGAAUUUAUUAGAAUUUUUGUGAAGUUUUUUCGUACGUGGAUCGUGUCUCAGCUGGGGACUCGAUAACACAAAUGUUUGAGUAAUUGUAUUAAAUGAUUGUUGAUGUUUGAUGUCGCUUUUCAAGACUCACGAAUCAAUGAAUGGUAACUGAUGUUGCGACAGUGAUUGACAUUCUUUGUUUAUUGGAAGAGCAAUUUAACGAAUGCAUAUUUACUCGUGUGAGAAAUGAUGUAAUAUUCGAAUCCUUCGGCUUUCAUUAUUCAGAAUCAUUUCAUGAAUCAUAAUCAAUAAAAAUUGUAUUCAAAACA